AUUCUGCAUACCAAAAGCAGAAAAAGAAGCCUUUAAAUUUGAUCAGAGAGAUCACUAAGAUCAUUAAACCACAACGUAAAAGAUCCCAACCCAGGUGGUUUUGCAGAUCUAAUACGUCUGCAGCUCCCAUACUAUUAAUAUAAUUUUUCCUUUUCUUGCAGUUCGGCGUUCAAGCAUAAUCCAUGAUAAUAAUAAUAAUAUGCCCUUCACUUCCUAAAAUCUGACAUUAUAUAAGCCCACCCAACACCCUUCUCCCUCUAAUUUCCUUUGCACCGCCAAAUCAUUGGUUUUGAAUUUCCGGCUUCAAUUUCUUUUUCUUUUAGGGUUUCUUGGACCUUGGUACUGGACGUACGAUCGUGGUGCUUUGUGUUUGUCAGUUUGUCACAUCCCUUCUGAGUUUUGAUUCUUGACGUGCUUUGGUUGGUGAACGUGAAAUAGUCAGAUUCCAUUUAUUAUUAGCAACUGCUGGGUCUGCAGCUGGGUGUCCAGUGUAAAGGACGGACCUUCCCUAAUAAUAAGGACCCCAAAUUAAACCCCAUACUCCACUUUACCUUUCUGUCACUAAAACCCACCACCUAUACGUAUUUAGAGCUACACCAUCACAAGGAGUUCCAUCCAGUUAAUAUUGUCUUGACGAGUUCGAUAUCACCGCCAUUGAAAUGGGGAAUUGUCAGGCGGCAGAGGCAGCGACGGUGGUGAUUCAGCAUCCGGGGAACAACAAGAUCGAGAGGAUUUACUGGUCUGUGGGCGCUCAUGAGGUCAUGACUUCCAACCCCGGCCACUACGUGGCUCUCGUCGUCAACUCUCCGACCAUGAAGUCUGUGACUGGUGCUCCAGUGAUCAAGCAGCUCAAGCUUCUCAGGCCUGACGACACUUUGCUCAUUGGACAGGUUUAUCGCUUCAUCAGCUUCGAAGAUGUGUUGAAGGAGUUUGCUGCUAAAAAAUCUGUGAAGCUGGGGAAGUUGCUGAAGCAUAGAGGUGAGCUUGGAGUGGAAAUGAAGAUGAAGGACUUGGCAGGUCAGAAUUUGAAGUCCGUCAACAACAAUUCCAUCAAGAUGGAGAGUGUGGGAAGCAACGGUGGCAGCACAAGCACUAACAACGGCAGAAGCUACAGAAGCGUGGGAAGAAAUUAUGGUGGUGGUGGUGGUGGACGUGGAGGUGGUGUGGGGCAGUGGAGGCCAGCCUUGCAGAGUAUUGCAGAGGUUGGAACUUGAAAUAUUUUGCAUGCAGCACAACUCUUCAUUUCUCUCCCACCAAUAAAAACAAGCAGAAGCAGCGACUCCUCCUUUCGCUUUUUCCAAUAUCUUCGUAUAUCUCUUCUCUUUUAGACUGAUAGUUAUUAGUUUCCACUAUUCCACGUCCUUGCAAGCUAUCCAUGGCCUAUAGGGUUUCCAGAGUUUAGGUGUCAUGUAUAACUCAUUCAACUUGGACACGUAUACCGCUCUUGCAUAUUUGUGUUAACCCUUUAGUUUGCUGUAAUUAGGUGCAAACUAUCUUGCCCAAAGUUGAACUUGAUUCCAUUUUAUUAGACUAAUCAACCUUCCUUUGUAUUUAUCAAACAAUGAAUGGGUAGCUUAGUAUCAAUGCUACGAAUCUGUUUGAUAA
Pyrus x bretschneideri (Chinese white pear) is the source of this 1605-nucleotide messenger RNA. RefSeq lists its product as uncharacterized. Bases 660 to 1214 code for a protein of 184 amino acids. The record is from RefSeq and is a predicted model, not a curated record. Lineage: Eukaryota; Viridiplantae; Streptophyta; Magnoliopsida; Rosales; Rosaceae. The transcript is spliced from 3 exons.